Chironomus riparius is the source of this 1663-nucleotide messenger RNA. NCBI's taxonomy places the organism in Eukaryota, Metazoa, Arthropoda, Insecta, Diptera, Chironomidae. The record is from the annotation of a GenBank genome assembly.
CCAUUCGUUUGUUUAUAUUAUUCUUGCUUAUUUCACAGCAAUAAUUAAUUAAGUUUUAAGCAGUUCUGGUUUGUUAAAUAAAGUGAUAGUGAUAAAAACUAAAAGGAUAUCCAAAAGCCCAGUGAAUCAGCUAGCCAGUAUUAACAAAAUCAAUUUGUUAUUCGAGAAAAAUAGAUAAUUGUAAAGUUCGUCGGAAUUUUUGAUUAAAUACGAAUUUCUUAAUUAUUUUGUGAUUUCAACACUUAAUUCCUUCAAAAUAGAAGUGAAACAGGUUUUCUCUGGCAAUUGCUUUUGGAAUCAGGCAUAAUCACGUUGUAAAAGUGGCUAAAUUAGUCUUAACUGAAAAUAGCUGGAUGAGUCAUAAUUAAUUGACUGAAAAACAGCAAAGGAACUAAAAUAAUUUGUAAUAUUCUCUAAAUCUAUUAACUGUGCUAAUAAAAAGAAAUAAUCGUGAUACAAAAUGGGCUUAUUUGGACAAAGUAAACAGAAGAAUCCAUCUGAAAUGGUAAAAGAGUGGAACGCGAAAUUACGCAAAGAGGGCUACGCACUCGAUCGUCAAAUACGGUCGAUAAAACGUGAAGAAGAUAAGAUUAAGAAAUCACUUAAAGAGGCUGCAAAGAAGAACGACAAGCAAGUUUGCACAAUAUUAGCGAAGGAAGUCGUAAGAUCCAGAAAGGCCGUAAACAGAAUUUAUGCUAGUAAAGCAACACUUAGCUCUGUUCAACUGCAAAUGGCACAACAGCUAGCUACAAUUAAAGUGUCUGGAUCGCUUCAAAAGUCAACAGAAGUGAUGGCUGCAAUGCAGAAACUCGUUCGAUUGCCUGAAAUCGCCGAUACAAUGCGAGAUAUGUCUAGAGAAAUGACAAAAGCCGGUAUUCUUGAAGAAAUGAUCGAAGAAACAAUGGAGUCGCUAGAAGAUUCAGAAGAAAUUGAAGAAGAGGCUCAAGGUGAAGUUGAUAAGGUUCUUUGGGAAUUAACAGACGGUAAAUUAGGCGAAGCUCCAUCUGUUCCAUUAACAACACCUGCAGAAGCAUCAACAAGUAAAGUUGCGCAUGAAGAAGAUGAAGAAGAGGACUUGGAGGAUAUGAAAAACAGGCUUGAAGCCUUAAGAUCAUAAAUGAGUCAUUAACUUAUACGUUCAUAUAACUAUAUAAAACAUAAAAUUACCCAACUGUCUAAUAGAUUUUUUUUAUUGCGUCACGUUUUUGGAAUGAAAUCAAACUCACCUGCCGUGUCGUGUGUGUGUGUGUGUGUGGAUGAAAGGAAAUGCAUUGGACGUAAAAUGUGCUUCAUAUUUCAUUAACAAAAAAAAAUUGACCUUGUAUGCCUAACGAGCUAGAAUUAUUUUCUUAAAACAUAUAAAACUUUCUUUAAGUGGCUUGAAAACAUUUUUGAUAGAUACAUUCAAUAUUAAUGUACUCAACCCGUACACACAUACAAUUUAUGUACAUUAUAAAAUAUUAAAAUUACAAGAACUCAAAAAUGAAUUUAUAUUUUAUUAAUGCUAUCCUUAUUAUGUAUGCAUAGAUGAUAUGACAUGAAUAAUUAACAAAAUUAUCUCUUUAAUCCAAUAACUUAUAAAAUCAACAAAUACGAGAAACUAUUGAGAGCAUAGAACUUAAGAUUCUAUAUAUUUAUUUUUAUGAGAAUGUCAAAAAAAAGU